AAUGACGAGCAAGUGACGGUGCCGAAGGCAUGGCCUGAUGCAAGUGCUGUGAGACCGGACACUGCCGGACGCGAAGGGACCAUCUUUACUGCAGAACGCAAGUACAGCCUCACUGACAGCACCCUACCACGCUGGAAGCUAGAGCAAGGAUGCCGCCCACACCCCCGCUCGAGGACUCGCCAACCGAGCACCCGGACGGCUCACGCUAGGAUCAGGAAGGGAUCGCAUGGCAAUACUGCCAAGACUGCCAACGCCAUCCUGGAGAUCACCGCAGUAGUGGGAGGCGAUGCCUGGCUACCCUGCAACGUCACGCCGGCGGCCGGUAAAGAGCGUCCUGUGGCGCUGGUCCUUUGGUACAAGGACAACGCAUCGACGCCCGUCUACACGGUGGACGCGAGGUGGGGAAGCCUCCUGCAGGGAGCGCGACACUUUCCCGGGGAGGAGGAGCUGGCAGACAGGCUUAGCUUCGAGGGAGCCCACCAGCCGGCGCUGCUUCGGGUGUCGCACGUCGAGCCCGCGGACGCCGGCGUGUACCGGUGCCGCGUGGACUACCGCCAGGCGCGCACCGAGGUCACGCUGUCCCUGCUGCACGUCAUUGUGCCUCCACGAACCGUGAUAGUGUUGGACGAGCACGGCCAGAGACAAGUGGACAUCCUUGGCCCGUACAACGAAGGAGCAACUGUGAUGCUCGUUUGCGAAGUUGAAGGCGGAGAUCCUCCCCCCGAAGCGCUUUGGUUCCGGGACGGUGAACUGGUGGAUACCAGCUUUUCAGUGCUGCGACCGCAGGGCGUGGUUCGCAACGAGCUGCGCCUGGGUCCAUUACGGCGCCGGGACCUUCUCGCCGAGGUUGUGUGCAGUGCUUCGAACACCAACCUCACGGAACCACUAACGAGUAGCCUCAGACUUGACUUGAAUUUAAAGCCGACCGAGGUGAAGGUUACACUUCCGGCGCUGUCCCUGUCCACGUCCGAUGACUCCGCCCUGGUGGCCGACGAGGUGGCCGAGGCCCAGUGCCUUGCCGUGGGAGCGCGGCCACUGGCACAGGUCGCAUGGUUCAAAGGUGGCCACAGGCUGCUGCACGACCGCCUCGUGUCGCAGGAGGCCGGCUCGACGGUGAGCGCCAUCAGCUUCGUGGUGCGCGCCGAAGACCACGGCGCCAAACUGACGUGUCGCGCCGACAAUCCGAGCCUGCCUGGCAGCGAGAUCAGCGACUCACUCAUUCUCGGCGUCCAGUAUCCGCCAAGGAUGUCACUAACUUCCUCUGAUCGUCGACCACGUGAGGGUGACAACGUGACUCUGCGAUGCGACUGGAGUGCCAACCCCGCUGUAACCGCCAUCUGGUGGCGUCACGACGGCCGCCUAUUGGAGUGGCGUGACGAGUUCGUCGAUCUGGUGAAUGUAACAAGGGCGCAGUCUGGACUGUACGAGUGCUUGGCCUCGAACCGCCUGGGCGAGGGAUAUAGCAACCAGAUCCGCCUGUCCGUCUUAUUCGCUCCCGAAUGCGCCGAGGGCCAGCGGGAGGAGUACGCGGCGUCGCCCGAGCUCCGCGUCGCUUGCGAGGUUCGCGCCAACCCGAGCGACGAGCUGCACUUCGAGUGGCUGGCCAACACCACGAAGCGUGCGGGCCGGAUCAACAGCCUGGCGGUGAACGGAACCCGGGCCCUCGCGCGGGCUGUCGCCAGCAGGGAGCUGGAGUACGGCCUGCUGCUCUGCUGGGCAUCGAACAGCGUGGGCAAACAGAGGGAACCGUGCAUCUUCCGCAUCGUGCCGCCCUCACACCCUGGUGACCCUCACAACUGCACCGUCGCCAGGAAAGGUCCCGACAGCAUUGCGGUCAGGUGUCGUCCAGGCCCCACGGGUGGUCUGCCAGUGACUUUCACCGCAGAGCUGCUCUCUGGAAGAACCUCGUCGCCCUCUCUACUGCUGUCGCUGAGAAAUGCGAGCAGCACCAGGUGGCCAGAGUUCAACUUUGCGGGGCUGCAGCUGGGAAGAGUGUAUCUCGUUCGCGUCUACGCCUCCAACGCUCACGGCCGCAGCGGCGUCAUGGAGGUGCGAUUCUCUGCGGGCCGACGACUGCUGCACGAGGCUGAGCCUGCGGCAACCAUUGAUGGCACCGCAACCAGCCUGCCAGGACACGUUCUCGCUUUUCUCGCAACGAUAGUGGUGGCCCUGGCAUGCGCCGCAGUCUGCCUUACCGUAGCCAAAUAUCGAAAGCACAGGAGAAAGCGAAAAGGCAUGAAAGAAUCCAUCCAGCUUCAAAAGUCUUCCCCGCAGAAAGGCUUGUGCGAGUGCGGCUCUGGUGACGUGGUCUACCAGUCACCAGAUCUCAUCGCGAGCAAGUGCGGAAUGUCAGGUCAAGCCGACAUCACCGUGGUGGCGCCCGUUCUUCACAGCAAAUCAACGGGCGAGAACGGGUUGGAUCCGUGCUACCAUGAGACCGGGGUUAUCACGGGAUCCCUGUCGCCAACAGUACAAAUAAUGCAGUAGCAGACCGCGAGCGGCUGAAAGCGAAGCAGGCCGGGAGUGGACACUGGCAGCGUUAAUGACUGUCAGCUUCAGGAUGGAAAACGGGCUUCCACGCUGAUACUCGUGUCCCCGAAAACGAUGGCAUUGCACGAGGCCAGAUCCGCCACUCAUUGACCAAGUACUG
Dermacentor albipictus is the source of this 2650-nucleotide messenger RNA. Its product is annotated as neural cell adhesion molecule 2-like. Gene Ontology annotation, molecular function: protein binding. NCBI's taxonomy places the organism in Eukaryota, Metazoa, Arthropoda, Arachnida, Ixodida, Ixodidae. The record is from RefSeq and is a predicted model, not a curated record.